CGUUUGCAGAUUUGUCAAAAACCUGGAGAAGAGAAGGGUGUAUAGUGGUGGUUUUUUAAUAUUAUUUAGUGUAUGUCGCAAUUUUAUGUUUGUUAGGGGAUAAUGAUUAUGCAAGAUGAUGUCUGAUCAAUUUAGAAAGGUGGAACCAUACUCGCCAAAGUCCUCGCCGAGGGGCGGUAGGUCGCCCGUUGUCUCUCGGCAGGACUCUUCUGGCACCCUCAAGACUACCAUUCAACUCGGCAAAAAUCCUUCCAUCGUUCACAGUGGACCUUUUUAUUUGAUGAAAGAACCACCUGGAGAAUGUGAACUCACUGGAGCUACAAACCUAAUGGCAUAUUAUGGUCUUGAACACUCGUACAGUAAAUUUAAUGGCAAGAAGCUCAAAGAAUCUUUAUCCUCUUUUUUACCAAAUCUACCGGGCAUUGUGGAUGGGCCAGGGCAAGAAGACAACAGUACCCUCGGCUCUGUGAUAGCCAAGAGACCUAUAGGUGGCAAGGAGCUGCUGCCGCUCACUAGUGCACAGUUGGCAGGAUUCCGCCUGCAUCCGGGGCCUCUGCCUGAACAGUACCGCUAUGUUAGCUCUACUCCACCAAAGAGGCAUAAGAGCAAACACAAGAAACAUAAACAUAAGGAUGGGGCACCACCUGGUCAAGACACUCCAUUGCAAGACUCCUCCAACCCAGACACAUACGAGAAGAAGCACAAAAAGCAAAAGCGGCACGACGACGACGCCAAGGAGCGCAAGAAGAGGAAAAAGGAGAAGAAACGGAAAAAGCAGAAACACAGCCCCGAGCACGGGAGCCUCACGCCCAACCAACAUGCUGCGUAGUGCGUAGCCUACUCUUCCCACCAUAAUAUGGAAAUGUUUUUAGGUCUGAUAUUUUAUAUUCAAUUACCGUGCCACACAAUCUUAAAUUAGGAUUCUGAAAUAUCUGAAAAACAGCACAACAUACUAAAACUAAAAAAUGUUUAUUUUUACCAGAAAUCAUCAUCAUCAUUAGGCCUUAUGCAUCUUUACAGAUGAUUUAAGCAGCAUCUCUGAUCGAGCGACAGCGCCGCUUGUGGCUAUAUCCAAUUCGUGAUCUGUAUAAUCUACCACAUCUGUCACAAUUAAAACUUAAAUGAGAGUCCGCACAAAAGCGAUCCUUGUUGUGCCUUAUUGCCCGUUUUUGGGCUAAGUUUUGAAACUAGGACCUAUCAUGCGUCCCUCCACUCGUCACGGUUUGCUGCUAGGUCUUCCCAUGAGUUGUAAUCAAUGUUAAACGCUACCAUAUCGCGCUUUACUUACGCAGUACUUAAAGCGGAGGACUGGAGGAGGAGAGAGAGAACACCUAGCAAUCAAAUUUUUAUACUUUAAAAUAAAAAUAUGUAAACAUAUACUCAGGCCUGUAUUCCCAAAAGGGAUAGGCAGAACACAUGAAAAUGCUCAAGAGUCAGAGUCACACUAAUCAAUUAAGGGUUUGCUAGCUUCUCGCGCACCACACAAUUGAACCCAUUUCGCAAGUUCAAGCCCGGGUUCCACUUAACCAACACAGUAUUUUUUUUUUCACUUUUAUAUUUAUCUUGAGUUUCUGUAUCUCAAUUUAAAGUUGUGUGGUAUAAAUGUAAAAGUGGUUACAGAGGACGAAUUACGUCCAUUAUCUAGAAAUUAGCGUGGAAAAUUUAGAGAAAGUGCACUGAACUUUGCCCUUUGUAAAUGUAAACACCUUAAUAAGUACAUUAAAUUAUGUUCACAAACAUUCUCGGGAUAACAACAUUUACACAAGACAGUCAAAAAAACUAGUAUAAAACAGUAAAAUCUAUGAAAAUUAUGAAAUAACCUAAAAUCAAAAAGAUAAAUUAUGAUUGUAUCUCUUUUACUCUAAUAAUGUAAAAUGCUGCCAAAUUUUGAGAUAGUAGAGUGCAUAAUGUUGCCUUGUUAUUUGACUGGUGCAGCUUUUUUCUGAUGCUAAACUUUAAGAUAAAAGAUUUCUAGAAAAAAGGAUCUUCAAAGAAUUUUAUUGUCACAAAUAAAGUGGAACAUACUUGUAUAAAAUUUCUUAUUACGUAUUUUCAAUCAAACCUCUGUAAUGUUUAUUCAAACUACUUGCCCCAUGACAGAUGCUGUUCAGGUUCAGCUAGAGAUGAAACACAGGAACCACUCCACAAGAUAAAUAAACAAGCCACAUUGAUAAAUAAUGAUUUAAAUAACUGCAUGUUUUAUCAGAUUAUGUCGAAGAGAACUGUCGCGAAAUGGAUAUUCAAAUCUUGAGCCAGUCCUUUUAAAUAUGUAGUGUCCUUGUAACAGCCCACGACAUUCGGCGUUCAUAGGUUGGAGCGAGACACAGCGAUGGGUCUAUUCAUUCGCACCUAUGGCUGCCGCUCGCCCCAAUGUCGCCAUUCAUAAACUCUAUUGUAAAGAUACAAGACAUACUUAUGUUCAGUUAAAAAGUGUUUCUUCAUUAAUGUGUAGCACACCAAUGUCAUCAUUAUGUGUAUGUGAAAUAGGUCCUAAAUCCAAAAGAGAGUUGUACGGAGCGUUCCUGGAAGUAUAUAUAACCUAUGUACUCGUAGUCUAAGAAAUAGUCACGUUAUGAUAUGAAUGACGCAUUUUCUAUGAUUCAGUUCAGAGCGUGUCCUAUCUUCUUCCAAUGCUUUUAUGAUUGCCUGGUAGUAUACCUAAUUAUUGCGUCAUUCAUGUCAUUGUAAAUAUCAAUAUCAUGCUUACAUUUGUAGAUAGAGACUGUACCAGACCUUAGAAAUAGACUUCUCGACUUUCUAGCUAACAAACGACCGCACCGUAUGGCGACCUCGGCUUUUUUUUUCACGUGAGAGCGAGAAAAUAAUAACUAUUUCUCGCUCCCACUUACAGUAUAGUAUAUGGAUGACCUUGGUGCGGUAUGGUCAUGUGAUCACUGUAUCAUGUAAGACUCAUGUAAGACUUUGUUUUAGUAGUUUUCUAAAGUACCAUUGAUAAUUAUAUAUUUACUGGUGUAAUUACUAGUUUCUUCUUUCAUAUUGUGUUUAAUGCCUACUGACACUGAUAAUAAGUCAAUACUGAAAUAUCUGUCUUUAAAGUCCUUGAUUCUAAACUUUUUUUACUUCCUCUACUCAUAAGUUCAACCACAGUAGAAUGUUUCGUGCUAGUUGUAAGGUUGUUAAUUUCAUGUUAUUUGCACCAUUCUGUAAAUAAUCAGUUUAGUUUAUGAUACUAUAAUCACUUGGAUAAAUAAACUGGUAAGAUGUU
Messenger RNA from Leguminivora glycinivorella, 3226 nucleotides. RefSeq names its product mediator of RNA polymerase II transcription subunit 19 (gene MED19). Gene Ontology annotation, biological process: positive regulation of transcription by RNA polymerase II. Lineage: Eukaryota; Metazoa; Arthropoda; Insecta; Lepidoptera; Tortricidae. Gene Ontology annotation, molecular function: transcription coregulator activity; transcription factor binding. The record is from RefSeq and is a predicted model, not a curated record. Bases 116 to 829 code for a protein of 237 amino acids. Gene Ontology annotation, cellular component: mediator complex. The transcript has 3 exons.